AUGGCGAAUCCUACUACCCAGGCCAACCUGGCAGCAUUAUCCGCCCAUUCGAUGAGCGACACGAACAUCACGAGCCACAUCGCAUCGCGUUUCCACAGCCAUUUGCCCAUCACGAAUCUGUCCUCGCAGGGCUACAUCUCUGUGAAUACAUACACCUCUUCGUCAAAGGGACCCCAUGGCACCAAAGAAGGCAGCGCAAUGGGUGCUGCAGAAGAGCUUGCGGCUCGUAUGUGGGACCGAUUAGGGAAACGACAGGAGAAUCAGGCAGCGGUGUUUCUUGGCGAAACCGGCACGGGAAAGACGACCAUUCGAUCGCAUCUCCUCUCGUCCAUCCUCCAGUACACUUCAACGCCAUUUUCGAAGAAGCUGUCUUUCGCAGCGUUCGUCUUCGAUUCACUCACCACCACGAAAUCUGUCACCACCACGACCGCUUCGAAAGCCGGUCUGUUCUUCGAGCUGCAGUAUGACACCGCCAAUACCCUGCACCCAGAACUGGUCGGUGGCAAAGUCUUGGAUCACAGAUUGGAGCGAAGCCGUGUGGCGACUGUCCCAGCGGGUGAGCGCAACUUUCAUAUUCUAUACUACUUGCUAGCAGGCACAUCACCGGCCGAGAAAGAGCAUUUGGGUCUGGAAUUGGGCAGCAGCAUAGCACAUGGUGCGGGCAACCGCAAGUCUCUGGCAGGUGGUCAGAAAAGGUGGCGCUAUCUUGGUCACCCUUCACAAAUGAAAGUGGGCAUCAACGAUGCAGAAGGAUUCCAGCACUUCAAGACAGCACUUCGGAAGCUGGAGUUUCCACGCGAAGAGGUCGCACACCUGUGCGAAGUCCUUGCUGCAAUUCUGCACAUCGGCCAGCUUGAAUUCACGACCUCGCAAAGUACUACACCAGCGCCAGAUGAGAGUGGAGGCUAUGGCGCCGAAGGUGGCGAGGAAAUCACAGUCGUCAAGAAUAAAGACGUGCUUGCUGUUGUUGCGGCCUUCCUCGGAGUCAGUGCACAGCAUUUGGAGCAGAUUCUCGGAUACCGCACGAAGAUCUUGCACCGUGAGCGUGUCACGAUCAUGCUCGACCCCAAGGGCGCUCGCGACAACGCAGAUGAGCUCGCACGAACACUUUACAGCUUGAUGGUUGCUCUGAUUAUGGAGAAGGUGAACCAAAAGCUUUGUGCGCCAGAAGACGCCAUCUCGAACACAAUAUCUAUGGUCGACUUCCCAGGCUUCGCCCAAGUAUCCUCCACUGGAAGCGUGCUGGAUCAGCUUUUGAAUAACGCUGCUACAGAGUCGUUUUAUAACUUUUGCUUGCAAAACUUCUUUGAGAGGAAAGCGGAUCUUCUCGAGACGGAGGAAGUGCAGGUUCCAGCCACAAGCUACUUUGACAACAGCGAUGCCGUCAGGGGUCUUCUCAAGCCUGGAAACGGCCUUCUCAGCAUUCUCGACGAUCAGAUGAAGCGUGGAAAGACUGACAUGCAAUUCUUGGAAUCACUGCGAAAGCGCUUCGAGAAGAAGAAUCCAGCCAUCGAAGUCAGCCCGGCUACAGUCAUGGAGCCGGGCAACAACUUCGCCAUACCCAACAGCCACGCAACCUUCACUGUCAAGCAUUUCGCUGGCGAGGUCGAUUAUGCUGUGGAGGGUCUGCUUGAAGAGAAUGGGGAGGUCGUCUCCGGCGAUCUUAUGAAUCUGGUCAACACCUCGACUUCUCCAUUCAUUUCGGAGCUUUUCGGUCAGGAAGCAUUGAACAAGGUUCUGCAUCCACAGGACCGCAAUGCUGUGACUCAGGCUUCGGUUGCUUCGAAGCCAUCACGUAUGCCCAGCAUGGCACGUCGGAGGGGGUCUCGGCCACAAUUGGGCUCCAGGAAGCAAGAUCUCGACAAUAGCAGCGAAGAGGGCGGCCGCAGUGUCUCGCGGAUCAACAAACACUCAGAUCCUCAGCAAGGUGCUGCAGCGCAGUUCUUGUCAUCGAUUGACAACAUCAGCAAGUCCCUUACCGCGCCCAACACCAACUCCUACUUCUUCUUCUGCUUGAAGCCAAACGACAGACGGAUCGCAAACCAGUUCGACAGCAAGUGUGUACGCACUCAAAUCCAGACCCUCGGCAUUGCAGAGAUCGCACAGCGGCUUAAGAACGCCGACUUCAGUAUCUUCAUGCCAUUUGGCGAGUUCCUGGGCACUGCCGAAGGCGAAGUGUCUGUCGUUGGCAGUGAGAGAGAAAAGGCAGAAAUGAUUCUGGACGAGAAGAGCUGGCCUAGCCACGAGGCCCGAGUUGGCAGCACUGGCGUGUUCCUGAGUGAACGCUGCUGGCGGCAAAUAAUACGUGCCGGCGACCUGGGUGGACCUCCAAAUUAUGCUGAUGAGUCGUACGGCAACUCGGGCAUGCUCACUCCAGCAGAUGCAGCAAAGGGUGGCUUUGGACAAUCGCACGUCAAUCUGCUCCAGACCCCGGGCCCAGGGUACUACGACGAUAAAGCGGCUGGGUACUUUGGCAGCCGAGACCUUGACUCCAAGAGUGACGCUGGUGCUUCUGCUUUACGCGAAGGCGACAUGUUCCGCAACCUGGAGACUCGCGAGCAGAUGGCGGAAAAGGGCAACGGAGCCCAGAUGGCCGAGAUUGAAGUGAAGCCGAGUUCAAAAAGUCGAAUACGAUGGAUAAUUAUGGUUCAUUUCUUCACCUGGUUUAUACCCGAUUGGACUAUCAAGCUGGUCGGCGGCAAGAGCAUGGGCCGAAAGGACAUCCGUGUGGCCUGGAGGGAGAAGCUGGCUAUCAACAUGAUGAUCUGGUUAUCCUGUUUGUUCGUCGUAUUCUUCAUGGUCGGCUUCCCACGGAUCAUCUGCCCAACGCAGCACGUCUACAGUCUGGAGGAGCUCACGACUUACAACGGCAAAGACGGCUCAAAGGGUUCUUACGUUGCCAUCCGUGGUGUUGUCUUCAAUCUGGAAGCUUUCAUGCCCGCUCAUUACCCGAACAUUGUUCCCGACUCGGCUCUGAAGAAGUACGCCGGCACAGACGCCACGAACCUAUUCCCAAUUCAAGUCUCGGCCAUGUGCCAGGGCACGAACGAGACGGGAAUCGAUCCUGCUGUGCAGCUCAACUACCAGAACUACAACUGGACGGGACAGAACGCCGUUAGCACCACGGACACCAAUGCGCAAUACCACGACUUCCGAUGGGCAACCAACGAUUCUCGUCCAGCUUGGUUUGUUGAGCAAAUGAUCUACUUGUCUGGCAACUACUGGAAGGGCAAUGUCGGAUACUCGCCAGAAUAUCUGAAGACUCUGAAAGACAAGAAUAACUACGUCGCCUACAUCGACGGCCGUGUUUACGACAUGACUGAGUACGUUGCUGGUGGCAGGCAGCCACAGUACCCACCAGGAUCGGACAGACCAGAUGUUGUUACGAACUCGAACUUCAUGGACGAGAGAGUCGUUGACUUGUUCCAACAGCGCUCUGGACAAGACGUGACCAAGUACUGGGAAGCCCUCAACAUCGACCCAGCACUUCGCCAGCGCAUGAAGGUCUGCUUGGACAACCUCUUCUACGUCGGCAACGUCGACACCCGAAACAGCCCCCAAUGUCAGUUUGCCAAGUACAUCCUACUUGCAAUCUCCUUGCUGCUCGUCUCGGUCAUUUGCUUCAAGUUCUUGGCCGCACUUCAGUUCGGCAAGAAGAAUGUCCCGGAGAAUCUCGAUAAGUUCGUGAUCUGUACCGUCCCCGCGUACACCGAAGACGAGGAUUCUUUGCGCCGUGCCAUCGAUUCUGCUGCCCGCAUGAAGUAUGACGACAAGCGCAAACUUCUGUUCAUCAUCUGUGAUGGUAUGAUUAUUGGUCAAGGCAACGAUCGGGCGACACCUCGCAUCGUUCUCGACAUUCUAGGCGUUCCCGCCUCAGUCGACCCCGAACCGCUCAGCUUCGAAUCACUUGGUGAAGGCCAGAAGCAACACAACAUGGGCAAGCUCUAUUCUGGUCUUUACGAAGUGCAGGGUCACAUCGUACCCUUCAUUGUGGUCGUCAAGGUUGGAAAGCCUUCCGAGGUCUCGAAACCUGGCAACCGUGGCAAGCGUGACUCCCAGAUGAUCCUCAUGCGUUUCCUCAACCGCGUGCACUACAACCUCCCCAUGACCCCUCUCGAACUUGAACUCCAUCACCAGAUCCGAAAUGUGAUAGGAGUCAACCCGACCUUUUACGAAUUCUUGCUGCAAAUCGAUGCCGACACGGUCGUUGCGCCCGAUUCUGCCACUCGAUUCGUAUCUGCAUUCGUCAACGACACUAAACUAAUCGCAGUGUGUGGUGAGACCGCCCUGACCAACGCCAAAGCCUCCAUGAUCACGAUGAUGCAGGUGUACGAAUACUACAUCUCGCACAAUCUUACCAAGGCCUUCGAAUCGCUCUUUGGAUCGGUCACAUGUUUGCCAGGCUGUUUCUCCAUGUACCGCAUUCGCGCUGCUGAGACUGGAAAGCCACUCUUCGUGUCCAAAGAGAUUGUCGAAGACUACUCCGAGAUUCGCGUCGACACGCUGCACAUGAAAAACUUGCUGCAUCUUGGAGAGGACAGAUAUCUGACGACUCUGCUUAUGAAGUACCACUCCAAGUACAAGACAAAGUACAUCAUGCGCGCUCAUGCCUGGACCAUCGCACCCGACAACUGGAGCGUCUUUAUGUCGCAGCGUCGCCGAUGGAUCAACAGUACCGUGCACAACCUGGUCGAGGUCAUUCCACUCCAGCAACUCUGCGGUUUCUGCUGCUUCAGUAUGAGAUUCGUCGUGUUCUUGGAUCUGCUGUCGACUAUCGUGCAACCCGUUAUCGUGGCUUACAUCAUAUACCUUAUUGUCGAAGUGGCUAGGAACCCGGACACGGUGCCAAUCACUGCCUUCAUUCUCCUGGGAGCUAUUUAUGGUCUACAGGCUAUCAUCUUCAUUGUUCGACGCAAAUGGGAGAUGGUCGGAUGGAUGAUCAUCUACAUGCUUGCAACGCCAGUCUUCUCAUUCUUUCUGCCGCUCAUGGCUUUCUGGAACAUGGACGACUUCUCCUGGGGUAACACCCGUGUGGUCACUGGUGAGAAGGGAGAGCAGGUGGUCGUCUCCGAUGAGGGCAAAUACGACCCAAACACGAUCCCGAAGAAGAGGUGGGAAGAGUACCAGGCCGAGCUCUGGGAUGCUCAGACUCAGCGCGACGACACCCGCUCGGAGAUUUCGGGUAUCAGCUACGCAACCAAGAGCUACCACCCAGCCGCUUCUAUCUAUGGCGAUGGGUACCAGCAGAGUCACCACAUGAGCCAGCUCACGGUGCCUCAGAUGCAGCAGUACGGCUCGCACAUGUCGUUGGCCGCUUCCGACAACGGCAUGAUGCGCAGCUAUUCUGGCGCGGACUUCGACAUGUCGGACAUGCCCAGUGACGAUGCCAUUCUUGCUGAGAUCAGAGAGAUCCUUAGAACAGCGGAUCUGAUGACCGUCACCAAGAAGAGCAUCAAGGCUGAGCUCGAGAGACGCUUUCAGGUCCCGAUGGACUCGAGGAGACAGUAUAUCGGUAGUGCCACUGAGGCUAUCUUGAGUGGACAGCUUUAG
This is a messenger RNA of Fulvia fulva, 5550 nucleotides long. Its product is annotated as Chitin synthase 5. The record is from RefSeq and is a predicted model, not a curated record. Gene Ontology annotation, cellular component: myosin complex; cell periphery; cell septum. Bases 1 to 5550 code for a protein of 1849 amino acids. The transcript is spliced from 3 exons. Lineage: Eukaryota; Fungi; Ascomycota; Dothideomycetes; Mycosphaerellales; Mycosphaerellaceae. Gene Ontology annotation, molecular function: ATP binding; cytoskeletal motor activity; chitin synthase activity.